Molecule: messenger RNA, 1682 nt
Organism: Bactrocera dorsalis (oriental fruit fly)
Lineage: Eukaryota; Metazoa; Arthropoda; Insecta; Diptera; Tephritidae
Product: putative methyltransferase C9orf114
Exons: 2
Coding region: 142-1611 (489 amino acids)
Source: RefSeq, a predicted model, not a curated record
UUCUACACGUGCAAUUCACAAAUAUCGUAAACAAUUUUCAGAGAACGUUUAUAAUAUAAUUCUCUGCAAUUUUUAUAAUUCCUUAAGUUAAUUUUUCGGUAUUUAAAAACAAAACAAUUACAGAUUAUUGGAAAAUUAAAAAUGCCACCAGUCUUGAUAGGAAAGGAGCCACCAAAAUCAUGGAAAAAAAUUAAUGAGGAACGAAAAGCUCUAAAAAAGCAACGUAAACAGGAGAAACUGCUCAAAGAAUUGGAGAAAAAUUCACAGUCUGUCCUCGAGGAAGCUAAGGCUAAUGUGGAAGGUGCAGACAAUAUUAAAGCCGAUCCUUCAACAAUAAGCAUAGCGGUACCAGGCUCCAUAUUGGAGAAUGCACAAUCUGCCGAACUACGUUCCUAUGUUGCUGGUCAAAUCGCGCGCGCUGCUUGUAUUUUCCGUGUACAUGAAGUGAUAGUGUUCGAUGAUGUAGGUGUGGCAACGGCACGUGAAACGAAACGUAAUUAUAACUCUGAUGAUGAAGAAAAGGCAAACGGUGGCGACUCCCGGCCGCCAACAGUACGGAGUAGUUGCUUGCAAUUAGCGCGUAUCCUUCAGUACUUGGAAUGUCCUCAAUAUCUACGAAAGUUCUUUUUCCCUUUACAUAAAGAUUUAAAGUACUCGGGCUUGUUGAAUCCAUUAGACACGCCACAUCACUUGCGUCAACAGAACGUAUUUCUAUAUCGUGAAGGCAUAAUUUCAGACAAAAAGGCAAAAGAUGGACAUUCGUAUGUUAACGUGGGCUUAUUGAAUGACGUGUUAGUUAAUAAAGCCAUUGAACCGGGUGUCCGCGUCACAGUUAAGCUUGACAAUGUGAAAGAUAACAACAAGAAACUGCGGGGCAAAAUUGUCAGUCCAGAAGAACCCCGACGAGAAACAGGCAUUUAUUGGGGUUAUUCAGUACGGAUUGCUCAUUCUAUUGCUGAAAUUUUCACAAAGGGUCCUUAUGCUGGAGGAUAUGAUCUUACAAUAGGUACUUCCGAUCGUGGUACUAAUGUGCACGAGGUGCCAAACCGUUCGUACAAAUUCAACCAUCUACUUAUUGUAUUUGGCGGUUUAAAAGGUCUCGAAGAGGCCCUGGCAAAUGAUGAAAAACUGAAUGUAGAUGACCCUGCUCUACUCUUCGAUCAUUAUGUGAACGUGUUGCCACGUCAAGGGUCGCGUACAAUUCGCACAGAGGAGGCAUUGUUAAUUGCUUUGGCAGCACUACAGGAAAAAUUCGAACCCAGUGUACCGGAAGUGGAGGAAAAACUUGAUGAAUACCAACUGCCGCGCAGUGAUGAUACUGGCAUCCGUCCAGAUGUGAUUAAAAGUAAUAAGAAAAACAAGAAACGUAAAUUUGAUGAACAUGUGAACAACCAUGAGGAUAACCAAGAAGAACACCGAAAGAAUAUAAUGGAAACUAAAACGACAUUUGAAAAUUCAAUAGAUGAAAACCAGCAUGCGCCUUCAGAAGCUUCAAGGCAAUUUAAUAAUGCCUCGAGUACGAUUGAUGACGACUUCGAAGUAGUGCCAACGAACGAGAUCAAAUCAAUGGUACCAUCUAAAGACUUAGGGGAUCUAAGUCGUUUUGACUAAUUAAGUUUAAUUAUUAUUGUAGGAAACGAAAUAAUCAUAUUAAAAAUUGUUUAUAAACAUUUUAAACAAUA